AUGUCACGUCACGUGGCCAUCGCCGAGGAGUUUCCGAAUCCGAAUAAGGAUGAGAAGGAACAUGCCAGUUAUGGGUUAUUGUGGGAAAGAAGGGUGGUGAGGAUUAUUACCCCGGGAACUUUGAUCGAUGAGAAGUUUAUGGAUCCUUGGGAGAAUAAUUAUUUAUUGUGUGUUUGGCCUGGUGGGGGUUCCUCUUCCUCUUCUACUUCUGCUUCGAGUUCUACUUCUACUUCGGCUUCUGGUAGUAGUGGUGAUGAAGGAGAAGGGCAGGAUAGUCCUGUGGGACUGGCGUGGUUGGAUUUAUCUACUGGAGAUUUUUUCACACAGGGGAGUACCCGUGGAGCACUUACAGCUGAAUUGGCAAGGAUAGGACCGCGGGAGAUAGUGAUCGAUGAGUCCUGCAGAAAUACGCCAGAGGUUACUUUACUUACCUCGGAAAAGCGACUUUUGACAUUUCAUACCUCUACGAUUUCACCGCUGGAUACGAAAUCUUGGGCUUCACUUCUUGAAUCUUCUUCUACUUCCACUUCUUCUUCGAAGAAGAGGAAUUUACUUGAAGUAGGAGGGUUUGGAAAUGAAGAGAUUAGUGCGGGGAGUACGCUUUUGAGUUAUGUGAAGGAGAAGUUACAAGGGUUGAGUAUGAAACUUCAACCGCCGGUUAGGAGGUCGAAGGAGAAUAAUAUGUUGAUUGAUGCGGUGACUAUGAGGGCGUUGGAGAUUAGGAGUACGUUGAAGGAUGGGGUUGUAGGUGGAGUUGGGACUUUGUUGAAGACUGUUAGGAGGACUGUUACUAGAGGGGGUACGAGGAGGUUGGGGAGUUGGUUGACAUCACCGGAGACGAGUGUAAAAAUCAUAAACGACCGUCUAAACCUCGUCGAACAUUUCAUCGCCUCACCAAAGCUACUAGAAGACAUACGCUACAAACUAAAACUAACGCACGAUUCCCAACGAUUAGUCCAAAAGAUGUCACUAGGUCGCGGUGACGCAGACGAUCUCGUCUCCCUCGCCAGAACAAUAAUUCAAACUCAAGAUAUAGUGGAUUGUAUAUCUUCCCAUUUACCUCGGAAGAAAGAAAGUUUGAAAGUUGUGAAAGAGUUGAUCGGGAGGAUUGAGAAGUUGGAGGAGUUGGCGGGGAGGAUUUUGAGGAGUAUUGAUGAGAAUGGGUUGAUGUUGAGACAUACUAUUGAGGAUAGAGAGGCGGCGGAGAUAACGGCUUUGGCGGAGGCGGUGGAGAGGGGGAGGGUUUUGAGUGAGGAGGCGGAAGGGGAAGGGGAGGAAGGUUUGGAGGAGGGGGAGGAGGAGGUUGUAGAAGAGGAGAAGCCGAAGAAGAGAGGGAGGAAGAAGGCUACUGCGACUCCUGCUGCUACUACUCCUACUACCAAAGCGACGGUGAAGAAGACGAUAAAACCAAGAACCCAAAGAAUCUUAAAAGAAGUCGAUAGAGAAAAAGUCGAACCAUGGAUAAUGCAUCCCACAGCCUCAAAGACACUUACAAAGCUCCACAAAAGCCUAGAAGAACUCAUGACCGAAAAACAACUUCUCGAAACCCGUCUCCUCGACGAAUCAAUGCUUAGCGAACACCUCGUCGCCUUAAAAUGGACACCAUCGUUAGGUCAUAUCUUACAUAUCAAAUCCAGAACAUUACCGGAUAUGACAGAAGGAAUCCUCUCCUCCGCAAUCAGCGUCGGUUCUUCAAAAAGUACACACUCCUACCAUCUCCCCGAAUGGACAAAACUCGGUUCUAGGAUAGAAAUGGCCCGUUUGGCUAUUCGUGCGGAAGAACAGAAGGUAUUACAGGAUAUCAGAAAACAAGUUAUUCUGAAUAUCCACGCGUUAAGAAGGAACGCAACUGUAUUGGAUGAACUUGAUAUCGCAGCUGGAUUUGCGGUAUUAGCGAAGGAAAGCGGAUGGGUAAGACCCAUUUUAAAUAUGAGUACCGAACAUAAGAUCGUCGGGGGCAGACAUGCGACUGUUCAAAGGAGUCUGGAUGAUUUGGGAAGAACUUUUGUGGCGAAUGAUUGCUGGGUCGGUGGGGAGGAAGGAAUGUGGAUUAUCACCGGACCAAAUAUGGCCGGUAAAUCCACCUUCCUACGUCAAAACGCCCUAAUCUCAAUCCUAGCCCAAACAGGCUCUUACGUCCCCGCCGACCACGCCGAAAUCGGUAUCAUAGACCAAAUCUUCAGUCGGGUCGGUUCAGCAGACGACCUCUACCGUUCCCAAUCCACGUUUAUGGUAGAAAUGAUCGAAACGGCUUAUAUCCUCAAAAACGCCACCCCUCGCAGCUUCGUUAUCAUGGAUGAAGUCGGGAGGGGAACAACGGUGGAUGAUGGGUUUGCUAUCGCUGGUGGGGUAGUUAGGUAUCUAUGGGAGGUUUGUGGGUGUAGAGUACUGUUUGCUACGCAUUUUCAUGGACUUGUGGAGUUGGUUGAAGGGUGGGAGAAGGGGGAGGGGAAGGGGAGGAAGAGGAUUGGAGCUUAUUGUACGGAUUUGGUGGAGGAUGAGAAGGGUGGGUGGAUGUUUGUGCAUAAAUUGAGGAAGGGGGUGAAUAAGAGGAGUCAUGCGGUGAAAGUCGCGAGAAUGGCGGGGUUACCGCAGUUGGCGUUGAAGACUGCGGAGGAGAUUUUGAAGACUGCGGAGAAGUUUAAGAGGGGGUAA
Orbilia oligospora ATCC 24927 is the source of this 2655-nucleotide messenger RNA. RefSeq lists its product as uncharacterized. The record is from RefSeq and is a predicted model, not a curated record. The transcript has 3 exons. Gene Ontology annotation, cellular component: nucleus. NCBI's taxonomy places the organism in Eukaryota, Fungi, Ascomycota, Orbiliomycetes, Orbiliales, Orbiliaceae. Gene Ontology annotation, molecular function: ATP binding; mismatched DNA binding; ATP-dependent DNA damage sensor activity. The coding region runs from base 1 to 2655 and encodes 884 amino acids. Gene Ontology annotation, biological process: mismatch repair.